AUGCGUAACCCAUUCGCCUUGAAGGACGACUCCGCCAACCCGGCCCCUCCAGAGGUCUACAACUGGAGGAUCUAUGCUCUCGCGGUUUCAGCAGCUAUGGGUUCUGCCAUGUUUGGUUAUGAUUCCGCCUUCAUUGGUGGGACCAUGUCUCUUCCAUCUUUCCAGUCCCGCUUCGGUUUGGCUGAGGCAACCGGUGACGAACUUGCCACUUUGAAAGCAAACAUCGUGUCUACUUUCCAGGCUGGAUGUUUCUUUGGCGCAAUUGCUUGUUACGCAGUGACCGAGAAGUUCGGAAGAAAAAACACUUUGAUGCCUUGCGGUGUUCUUUUCUGUAUUGGCGCUAUCUUGCAAUUGGUUUCGGAUGGUCAUCUUGGUUUGAUUUAUGCUGGUCGUGCGCUUACUGGUAUUGCUGUCGGCGCUUCUUCGCUCUUGGUCCCCAUCUACAUUUCCGAAUGUUCUCCUCCCGCUAUCCGUGGACGUUUGAUUGGUAUCUUUGAAAUCUUACUUCAAUUGGCUCUCGUCGUCGGUUUCUGGGUCAACUACGGAGUUUCCAUCCAUGAGGAUAACGAUUCUGACCGCCAAUGGCACGUUCCUUUCGCCGUACAGCUCGUUCCCGGUUCUCUCCUCGUCAUUCUUAUGUGGUUCCAGCCCGAAUCUCCAAGAUGGCUCAUCAAGGCCGGUAAGACCGAGCUGGCGAUCAAGAACCUCUGCACCAUCCGUGGCCUCCCCGCCGAUCACCAGUACAUCGUCUGGGAAGUCGACACGGUCAACCAGCAGAUUGAGCACGAGAACGCCCUUGGUGCCAACAGAUCUUUUAUCUCAAAGUUGAAGGAGACUUUCCUCCCCGGCAACCGCAACCGUCUCCUCAUCGGAAUGGCCCUCAUGAUGUUCCAGAACUUGUCCGGUAUCAACGCGCUCAACUACUACUCUCCCACCAUCUUCAAGAGCAUUGGAUUCUCUGGAACCAGUGUUGGACUUCUUGCUACUGGUGUUUUCGGUAUUGUCAAGGCUCUUGCUACCAUCCUCUUCAUGUUCUUCGGUGUUGAUGUCUUGGGACGUCGCAAGUCACUGCUUUACGGAUCUGUUGGUGCUCUCAUUGCGAUGUUCUACCUUGCUGGUUUCUCCAAGCUCUCCGGAUCCUUCGAGGGUGUUGCCCAGCGUGACGCCGGUGCUUACGUUGCCAUUGUCAUGAUCUACAUAUUUGCCAUCUUCUACGCUCUUUCAUGGAACGGUAUCCCGUGGAUUUUCUGCGCUGAGGUCUUCCCCACCGGUAUCCGUUCAGUCUGCCUUGUCUUCACCACCUGCACCCAGUGGCUCGGUCAGUUCAUCAUUGUGUACUCCACCCCGUACAUGAUGAACAACAUCACCUACGGCACUUUCCUUUUCUUCGGCUGCUCUCUCGUCUGCGGUAUGAUCUUUGCAUGGUGCUUCCUCCCUGAGACCAAGGGUCUCUCACUCGAGGACAUGGAUAUCAUGUUCAACCUCAAGGGUCUUGCUACCCACCUCCGCCCAGAGACCGACCGCAUCAUUGCCAUCAACCGCGAGGAUCUUCGCACCGGUGAGGUCUCGGAUGGAAGCAUUGAGAAGCAAGGUUCUAAGCAUGUGGAGGUGGUCUAA
Messenger RNA from Morchella importuna, 1617 nucleotides. RefSeq lists its product as uncharacterized. Gene Ontology annotation, molecular function: carbohydrate:proton symporter activity. The transcript has 3 exons. Lineage: Eukaryota; Fungi; Ascomycota; Pezizomycetes; Pezizales; Morchellaceae. Gene Ontology annotation, biological process: transmembrane transport; carbohydrate transport. Bases 1 to 1617 code for a protein of 538 amino acids. The record is from RefSeq and is a predicted model, not a curated record. Gene Ontology annotation, cellular component: membrane.